Varanus komodoensis (Komodo dragon) is the source of this 1206-nucleotide messenger RNA. RefSeq names its product G protein-coupled receptor 150 (gene GPR150). Bases 1 to 1206 code for a protein of 401 amino acids. Gene Ontology annotation, molecular function: G protein-coupled receptor activity; peptide binding. The record is from RefSeq and is a predicted model, not a curated record. The transcript has a single exon. Gene Ontology annotation, cellular component: membrane. NCBI's taxonomy places the organism in Eukaryota, Metazoa, Chordata, Lepidosauria, Squamata, Varanidae. Gene Ontology annotation, biological process: G protein-coupled receptor signaling pathway.
AUGCUGCUGGCGCUGGUGGGCAACGGGCUACUCUUGCACCGUCUGCGCUGCGGGGGCUGCUGCUGCUGCUGCGGGGGCCGCUUCGGAGGGCGGCGCAAGAUGGAUUUCCUCUUGGCGCACUUGGCUAUAGCCGAUCUCUACAGGUGCGGGCUGGCGCUACUCUCCCAGUUGCCUCCGCCCGGGGUAGGAGCGGGGGACGCGGCGUGGCCUGCAGGGGACGCCACGUGUCGCCUGCUGCGGCUCCUGCAAGGCUCGGGGCUGCUGGCGCCCUCGCUCAUGCUGGUUCUCAUCGCACUGGAGCGACACCACUUGGUGAGGAGCCCCACGCACUCGCUCCCCUCCUCCAUGCCAGCCCGGAGCGCCCUGGCCGCGCUGGGGUGGCUGCUGGCGCUGCUGCUCGCCCUGCCGCAAGCCUUCGUGUACAGCCUGGCCCCGCCGCAGCCCGGAGGCCGCUGCCUCAGCAUCUUCGCGCAGCGGCCCCGCUGGCACGGCCAAGCUUACGCCGUGUACGGGGCCCUCACCAGCUUCGUGGCCCCCGCCUGCCUGCUGGGCGGGACCUGCGGCCGUAUCCUUUGGGCUCUCAGCGCCUCCCGCGCCAAGGAGGAGGAGCCAUCGCGGGGGGCGGCCGGAGGCAGCGCCCGCCAGUACCGCACGGAGCUGCCUGGUGUCACCGCUCCGGCUCCGCCAGCCCCGGCGCCGGUCCCGAUACUGCUGCGGCUUUUGCCAGUCGCCAAAUGCGUGUUCCCCUCGCCGCCCGCGCCCCGAAGCCUGCCCCGCGCGCGAGCCCGGGCACUGCAGCUGACGCUAGCGCUGGCCACGCUCUUCGCCCUCUGCGGUUUCCCGCGCUUCGUGCUGGAGCUCGGCUUGGCGUUUGCGCCCCCUGGGAGUAGCGGCGACGACGCCCAGCCGAGCCUGGGCAGCAUCAUGGCAGCCACCAACAGCGCCCUCAACCCCUACGUGUGCCUCCUUUUCCACAGCCACCGGUCCUGGGCGCGGCGCCUCCAGCGCAGCCUCUGCCGCUGCCCCGACGGACAGCCCCGACGACGAGCUCGUCACCGCCACGGUCCGCCACCGCAGGCAGCCGUGGAGCGCACAGCGUUCUGGCUGUGCCCCUGCCAGAGUAAGGCAUCCAGUGUCUCCACGGCCGUCCAGCGAGAGGACCCUGAGACCCGGGCUGCCUCACUCGCUUGCGAGAGCGGAUUCUAA